AUGCCGUUCACCAAGUACGAGCAAGAGGGAGUUCAUACUUUGCUUCAGUUCUAUAAUCCUUCCCUUUGCUGCUUCACGUUCACCGACUACCUCUUGGUUCCAACAUUAGAAGAGUAUUCCCUAUUUCUUGGAGUUCCUAUAAAGAAGGAAGUACCAUACUAUGGCACCAUGAAGACCCCUGAUUCCAUUGAAAUUGCUAAGGCUCUUUAUUUGAGCAAGUCGGUCGUGGAAGCAAAUCUCACCAAGAAGGGAGGAGGUCUUGGUUUUUGCAUGGAGUUUCUGGUCAAAAGGGGUUGUGAGGCUGUUGAAGCAAAGGAAUGGGACACAUUUAGGGCUAUCCUGGCUCUAAGUAUCUAUGGUAUCAUGAUGUCACAUUUGCCUGAGCGUGGCGCUUUCGUUGAUAAUAGGCACACAUCUAAGUGGGCUGAGAGGAUUAUGGGGCUUAGGGCCAAAGAUAUUGUCUGGUAUAAUAAAGCUUUAGAUGACAUGGAAGUUAUUAUGAGUUGCGGAAAGUUCAAAAAUGUACCUCUCAUGGGUCUUAGAGGUGGAAUCAACUACAAUCCUAUCUUAGCCAGAAGAACAUUUGGGUACGCUUUUGUAAGUCCUCCUGAACAAACAGAGAUUGCUGAGAAUAUUUUCUAUCAUUCAGCCACCGACAGUGGGCAGAUGGCAGAAGUUGUACAAGCUUGGAAGAGUAUUUGUUGGAGAGAUAAGAAACAUUUCGGUCAGAGAGAUUGUGCUACCUACGAGGAUUAUACUAAGUGGGUCGAAUCUGUGGUUGAUGCUCAAGGGAUGCCUCUCCCUCCUAAAGAUCCUUUGUACCCCCCUACUGGUGAACAACCCAACAUUGUUUCCAUGCCUCGUUAUAAUCAAACUGUGGAUCAGAAUCGGAAGUUGACUGAACAGAUGGAAACAAUGCAUGUUAAGAUGAAUAUUGCUCGGCAAGAGAAGCUUUCCGCACUCCAUAAGUUGAAAUUAAGAGAAAUAGAGCUUGAAGAAUUGUAUGCUAGAGGGAGCACUUCUCAAAAGAGGCCAAGGAUGACUGUAGGUGCUAAAUCUACUGAAACUCAAGAAAAGAAGCUGAAAGACCAUUAUGAGGCUCAGUUGGCAGAUUUGACUGAAAGACUCCAGAUUCAGACUAAAGAAGCCAAUUCAGAAAAAGGCUCGUCGUAA
Messenger RNA from Vicia villosa (hairy vetch), 1173 nucleotides. RefSeq lists its product as uncharacterized. The coding region runs from base 1 to 1173 and encodes 390 amino acids. Lineage: Eukaryota; Viridiplantae; Streptophyta; Magnoliopsida; Fabales; Fabaceae. The transcript is spliced from 2 exons. The record is from RefSeq and is a predicted model, not a curated record.